Molecule: messenger RNA, 7279 nt
Organism: Drosophila hydei
Lineage: Eukaryota; Metazoa; Arthropoda; Insecta; Diptera; Drosophilidae
Gene: Dab
Product: protein disabled
Exons: 8
Coding region: 296-7189 (2297 amino acids)
Source: RefSeq, a predicted model, not a curated record
UCGUAGCGGCUGCGAAUGCGGGCGCAUUCUCGCAUUUUGCUUCUGUUGCUGUUUUUUUUUUUCAAUAUUUUCCGCCAGUUUUUUUUUAAAUUAAAUAAAAUACGUCGCGUUCAAAUCGUUUCCAUUUGUUAUUAUUGUUGGUGCUUGUGCGCAUUGUUGGCCUUUGUCUGUGCCAUGGAAAUGCCCUGAAUGUCACUCGAGCACACACACACACACACGCACGCAGACACACAAAUACAGCAACACAUAGAUACACAGGCUCAGCAUGCUCUGAGCUGCGCUUGUGGCUAACAAAAUGGUCAAAUCGCUGGUGUCCAAGCUGCAAGCUUCCUCGAAUCUUUCUCUGGCUCAAACUUUUGGCAUUGGCAGCGGCACUGAGGAAACGAAUUACGCAAAACAUCGGAAUGAUCCCGGCCGUUUCUUUGGCGAUGGCGUCCAGUUCAAGGCCAAGCUGAUUGGCAUCUUGGAAGUGGGCGAGGCGCGUGGAGAUCGCAUGUGCCAGGAGGCGUUGCAGGACCUGAAGAUGGCCAUACGCGCUGCCGGCGAGCAUAAGCAGCGCAUCAUCAUCCAUGUGACCAUCGAUGGGCUGAGGUUGCGCGACGAGAAGACCAGCGAUUCGCUCUAUCAUCAUCCCGUGCACAAGAUCUCGUUCAUAGCACAGGAUAUGACAGAUUCGCGUGCCUUUGGCUACAUAUUUGGUUCGCCGGAUAGCGGGCAUCGAUUCUUCGGCAUCAAGACGGACAAGGCGGCCAGCCAGGUGGUGCUGGCCAUGCGCGAUCUCUUCCAGGUCGUCUUCGAGCUGAAGAAGAAAGAGAUCGAAAUGGCGCGUCAGCAGAUCCAAGGCAAAACCAUGCACGAUCAUGCCACCCAACUGGCCUCCCUGUCCUCGCUGAAAGCGAGCCACAACGAACUCGCCUCCGGCAGCAGCUCCUCCGCCGCAGCGCACGCAGCCAACCUGAGCAUGCUGGGUGGGAACUCCUCGAACGGAGUUGGCUUAACCCGACUAGGGGUUAAUCUGGAUGUGAAUAAGGGCGGAGCCGCCAAGGAGGUCUCGCCGGAAUCUGUAGCUGACCUGGUGGAUCUGGAGCAAGAGCUGACCUCGCUGCAGCGUGGCAUUAGCCAAAUGGAGCGCAUCACGCCCAAUGAGCCAGGCACAGCCCAAUCCGGCCAUGGCCUGGCCAAGUCAGCCAGCGAGGAUGAUCCGUUCGGAGACUCCUUCAUCUAUGUGCCCUCGUACAACAUCUUGCCGCCGCCACCCGAGUCCGGACGCACACGUCACAAGCAGCAGCAGCAGCAGCAGCAGCAACAGCCCAGCAAGACGCCGGAGAGCGCAGCUUUGGACACGCUGCUGUCGCCGGCACCUGGUGCUGGUGGCUCACCGGCCACGUUGCAGGCGACGGAUGACGAUGACAGUUGGCUGCACGAGCUGCAGCAGCAGAACGAUGUCUUCGAUACCACCAAGGUGUCGGCCACGCCCACGCCCAUGUCAGCUGCCGCUGUGCUCGGCAGCCUGCCAAUGGCUCCGUUGGCAGCCAGAGAAUCCUCGGCCACGCCCACGCAGCAAAUCAGCGAACUCUCAGCAGCGUCCACAACGGCAGCAGGGGGAAUGACUACAGCUGCGGCAACAGCAGCAAUCGAUGUUGGGCUAAGUGCGCUGAGCAGCUUAGCAGAGGCGGAGAGCGCAGCCAAUGGAACGUCGGCGACAGCGGGAGGCGGGGGAGCAGCUGCAGCAGCGGUCAUGUCGGAUGCGUUCACAGAUCUGGAUCCGUUGGGCAUUGGGCGCACACGGCCCUAUGUCGAUAAGAAAUAUUUCUUCCAAGAGCUUAAGAACCCGCCCAAGAAGCUGCUCAAGGAGCUUGGCUCCAGUCAGGGCGAUAACUUUGAUGAUUUUCUCGGUGGCAGGGAUAGUUCGAUCUUUGAGGAGAGCACCACAACAGCAACAGCAACAGCAACAACAGCAACAGCAGCAAUGACAACGACAACUACUAACACAGCAGCAGCAGCAGCAGCAGCAGCAACUGCUGCUGGCUCAGGUACUGACCACGCCCAUGAAACAGCCCCAAUUACUAACACAGCUAACAUUUGCACUUGCACAGGAAACGCCGCCAGUUGCAGCAGCAGCACCACAACUACCACAACUAACCCACUAAUAACCACCGCAAGCCUUGGGCAACACCACCUGCUACUAACAAACAGCUCCAGCAGCUUCCGUUCCCAGCCAAGUCCCACGCCCCAGCACCAAACUCAGUCCCAGUCCCAGUCCCAGACUCACUCCCUGUCUCUCUCCCAGCCUCAUUCCCACUCGCAGACUCAAACUCCGUCUCUCUAUCUUGGCCAAGUCGAAGACUUUUCGGCUGCUAAGCUAAAGCUAAUGCUACGUCAGAGCGCAGCCCUGUCCAAGCCUAUUAACCAAUCCGUCAACUAUUAUACCACAGAGCCCACGAUCAACAAUCCCCUGGAGGAGCAUCCGGAUAGCAAUCCCGUGCUGCUGCCACGCGACACAGAUCCGUUUUCACCCACGCGCAAAAAGAGCGAUCCGGAUCCAUUUCAGGAUGGCGAUCUCUUUGCCAAGCUGGAUGCCUUUGAGUUCGAUGUGCCACAGCCGCCAGCCAGCACAGCAGCUGCCGGCAGUGUUUUCAAUGGGCCACUCCAGGUGCAGCUGCCGCCAGAGCAGCACCAGCACCAGCACCAGCCGUCGCAGUCGUCGGAUGGCUGGCAGGCGGACAUCUCGCGCCUGGAGCCGGCUCCGCUUCCACUCAACAGCAGUGUGCGUCAUCGACCCACGCCCGUGGCCAGUGUCGUCAAUGUGGGCGGUCCCCUGGAUGUCAUCUCAAGCAUUAGCAACAAGAAGAUGCCGCAUUUAUUUGGCCAGGCGCGUUUCUCGAAGCGCGGCGACUCCGCUAGUGGCAUCGGCUCGAGCGUCAACAUGCGCCGCCUGCAGGAGAGCGACUCUCUCAGCGAGAAUGAGGCGGCGCCGGAGCCGCCGCCACGGCCCGACUCAACGCCCUAUGCCGAGCCGCCGCCGCUGCCGCCCAAGAAGCAGUUCAGCGACCUGGUCAUUAGGCCCACGCCCACGGCGCCACCUGUUGGUCGCUACGAGUACUUGAAUCAUACCAGCAACCAGCUGCGCCGCAGCGCCGAUGCGCCGCCCAUUCCGUUGCCUUCCCGCCGCGUCGGCCGCUCUGACGGCAACUUUCCCGGUCCGGGCCGACCACGCAAGCCUGGCCACACCGACGACGACUAUCUGGCGCCGUUGGGCGGCACGCCACCGCCGCUGCUGCCACCGCCCACGCAGAGCAGCAGCAGCCGCGCGAGGCCGCAGCGCCAAGCCUCGUUGGGUCGUCCGCAGGACAUCUACGAGAACAAGGCGGAGAUACUGCAGGCCCAGGCUGCCCAGGCGCAAUCGCAGAAGGAGUCAGCGGCAGCACCACUGGCGCCCGAUAUUACGCUGACGCAGCUGCUCACGCUGGGCAUGGACGAGCUGGCAUUGAAGCUGAACGUGCCCGCCAGCAAGCUGAGCACUAUGACCCUGGUCCAGCUGACCGCCUACCUGUCCGAGUAUCUGCAGUCGAGCAAUGACCAAACGCAGGCCAAAUCCCGUGCGAGUCCCGCUCAGCCACUGCAGUCACCGGCCACGGCCAGCUCCUCCGGCACGGCAGCCGUGUUCAAGGUCAACUUUGAUCAGCAGACCUCGUUUGUGGCCAAGUUCGACGAUACCUUCGGUGAGGAUGUGGGCCAGGAGGCGUUUGUGGCCAACUUUGCCAACUUUAAUGAGCCGCCUGCCUGCCUAGCCGCGCCUGCUGUGCCGCCAGCGGAUCGGUACGCGGUCUUCCGGGAAAUAAUCGACCAGGAACUGCAACAGCAGCAGCAGGAGACGGAUCUGAUGGGCGAUCUAACGCCGCCGCCAGUGGACGAAGCGCAACAGGAGCAGCAGCAGCAGCAGCAGCAACAGCAGCAGCAGCCGCUUGCCCAGCUGGACAUGGAUGUGACUGAGCUGGAGAUGGAGCCGCCACCGCCCAAGAUAGACACCAAAAUCACUGAAGUGGUGGCCCAGGCCAAGGAUCGCUAUGCGGCGCUGCGCGACAUAAUUCUGGUGGAGAAUCUGUUCGACAAGCCGCCGCCAAGCGCUGCUCCAGCUCCGGUCGUUGCUGAGAAGGAUCUGCUGCAGGAUUUGUUCAGCGACGAGUUCAACGAGGAUCAGGAUAUACGCCAAAUCAUGGACAGCGGUCACGACAGACGUGGCCUCGUCGACAGCCGCGGCCUGCCCGCCGAGCCAUCAUCGUCAGCUCUGACCGUGGCCGAUGAUGAUGACGAUGACGACGAGGAUGCGGGCGGCGAGAGCAGCAUGGACAGCAAUGAGAAAGAUGCAGAGCCGGUCAGCGCACAGGAUCAGUACGAGAAGCUGUCCACCAGCGCCGAGAAGCCCGAGUUCAAGUCCGAGGAGCUGCUGCCGCCCAAGCAGGACAACAAAUUCCUAACGGUGAUCAGUGGUCCAGGCCUGACGGGCAGAGAUGACAUUGAAAUCGAUGAGCUGAUGCAACGCGCCAUCUCCAAUCUGUCGCUCGACUCACGUGAUCGCAUCUCCCCGGCCACAUCCUCGGCGGCGCCAUCUCGCGGCCCGCCAGCACAUAGCCUCCACACCCCAUCGCAGUUCAACGAUGUGAGCACCUCGCCAAUUCCCCUACAGAAAUCGCCAGCGCCAAUACUGAACCAGGCGGCUGCCUCGCCAGUUCCCUCGCAGCUCUCGGCGGUUUCCCAGCUAAUCGACACGGCUACCAAGCAGAUGCAGGGCGAACGGGAUCGCGAUCGGGACAAGCCCUCCUGGGCCACCUUUGAUUCGCCCAAGAUGUCCGGCCCGUCCAUUGGCAGCGGCAAGGGCAAGGCACGCCUUACUCUGCCGCCUCCGCCCGCAUCCAAUACAUCGCAGCAGGACACCGCCGAGUCACCGUGCAGCUCUGAUCCGCGCGACGAUGCCGGCGGCUGGUCGAAGCAGCAGCAACAGCGUCGUUGGGCCAAAAAGGAACGCCAGCAGACGUCCUCCUCCUCGCGAGAUCUCAGUCCCUGGGACGAUGAGACGCCCGAGUAUCUGAAACAGCAGCGCCGCAACCUGCCUCCGCCCACGCAGCUGGCACCGCAUCCACAUGCACAUGGCUACUACAUGCGACACGCUCGCCGCCUCAACUCCUGCGACGAGGAUUACGACUAUGAUGCAGAGCUCUGCGCUCGCCGCGAUCGGGAACAUGCCCAACGCAAGUUUAAGCAUGGACUUUCCCGCAGCAGAGACAACUUUGAGCUGGACUCUCCCAGUUGGUACCAUCAUCCGGCACAUCACACCUGGUCGCCGCAGGAGAUCGAGCAGGGCGUGCGUGCGCGUUCCUUUGAGCGCAGCGCCUACGAGCGCUCCAGCUAUGGUCCGCCAGCGCCCAUAUACGACAAGCGCGGGCAGCCUCUGCCCCGCGAGCGCGAACGCGAACGCGAACGGUCCAAGUAUCGUGAUCGCGAGUACAGGGACUAUGCGCGUCCGGGCUACGAUUUUGAUUACGAGAACGUCUACGAUGAGCGACGCUCGCCUAUGGGGAUGGGCUACAAGGCACGGCCCGAUUACCUCUACGAGCGGGACAGCAGGGACAGGGAGCGGGAACGGGAGCGGGAGCGCAAGUCAUUCGAUCAUGAGAGCGUCGAGUCCUUCGAGAGCUCGUCGCGACGGCGACGCAGCUUUGGCAGUGGUGGCGAUGUCUACGGCAGCCUGGACAGUCGGGAUGACUAUCGCGAACGGGAUCGGGAGCUGAAGACGCGAUCGCUGCGCAAGCCGGCCACGUCGUCGGCAAAGCUGCGCGUGACUGGCGACAUUGACUAUGAACAGGACUCAGAGCAGGACUUCCAGAGGCAGCGCAGCCUACAAAGACCCAGCCAAUUGGGCGGAGACGUGGUCCCAGGUGCGCCACAGCGUCUACGCAAGAGCAGCGGCUCCAGCCCGUGGGAUGGUGAGGAGCCCGCGCCGCCUGGACAGAAGUCCUGGAAACGACCAGCCAGCGCUGCGGAGACGGAGCGUCGCUUGGCCGAGAGUCGCCGUGCCGCAGCUUUGGGCCAAACGCCCUCGGAUGGAGAGAAGGAUCGCAGAUUCCGCAAGAAGACGCGCGCACGCAGCACCAAGGAUUUGGCCACAGUCGGCGCACGCUAUGGCAGUGGGCGUGGCGUACGCGAUAAUUACGACUACAUCAGUUGCCAGCGCAACGAUGAUGACGACGACGACGAGGACUAUGUGGACGACGAGCCGCCCACGGACGAGGACAAAUUCGAACGCCUAAAUCGACGGCGCCACGAGAUGCAUCAGCGCAUGCUGGAGAGCGAGCGCAGGCAGCAAGAGCGCCACGCGCCCACACUGGCCAAGCUGCCCGGGCAGAACCGUCCACGUGGCGCCAACAGCGACUAUGGAUUUGUGGAUAGCUAUGAGCAAACGCCCACGCCCAGGUCGAAUGCCAGCAGCACGGCGGUCAUGAUGAGUGGCGGCGAGUCCUCGGCUGGCGUCGGCGGUGUCGGCGUUGCGACUAAAUUCAAUUUCGAUGAUGGCUUCGAAUCUGAUUUCAAUCAGAGCUCGCCACCUCCGGCGCCAGCAGGCACUGCGUCCAGCUGCAACUCGACGCCCGCUGGACUAAUUUCGACCAGCAGCACGGUGGGCUCCAAGUCACUGUUUCGCUUCUCCAACGACUUCUCCGAGCGCGAGAAAUUGCAGCAGCAGCAACAGCAGCAGCAGCAGCUGCAGCAUCGGAAUGAUAACUUCGAUCUGGAAGCCGCUCCCAGCCAGACGCCGCCCAUAACCCAGAAGCUGCGCUUCGAUGACAACGUGAAGGUAUCGCAGUUCGAUGAUGCCGCCUUUGAGGAUGAUUUCGCCAAGGCCUCGUUCGACUUCGACAAAGAGCAGCCCUCGCCGGCAGCGCCCUCGGCUUCCAGCCGUAAGCAGAACAUGAGAAGUAGCAAGCUGCAGCAGCGCCAGGAGCUGAUCAAGAAAUCCGAAUCGGUUAAUAUAUUUGCCAAAAAGCAAGAGGAUCCCUUCGAGGACGACGAGUUCUUUAAGUCGCCCGACGAACAGCCGCUUCCCGGGCAGGAGGAGGACGGCAACAAUGCGGAUGCCAACAAGUUCCAGUGGAACGAGGACAACAAUUUCGCUAAGUUCGACGAAAACAUGUGAUUUGACCAACUCUUUGCCAAGGCAUCAUGCAAUAGCAAAGCAGCAAUCGCAAUCGCCGAGCAGCCAGAAAGCGAUGGCGGCAACUACGCC